CCCUACCUUUCUCAAUCUCUCUCUAUUCUGGAAAUCAAAAAUUUCUCAUACUCCCAUUCUUUCUCGAUCUUUCCUCUGCCUUUUCUCCUCCCUUGAGAGCUCUUUGCCUUCUUCGUCGCUCCCUGCCUCCAUCAUCGCCGUCGUCGUCGUGCGCGGGUCUUGCAUGUUUCGAUAUGGGAGAAAUCCAGAGGAAAGCAGGUCAGGUCAUGCAUGUCUCGAUCCGGGCGAGAAACAGAGCGAUGGCCGCUUCAAAUCGGCUGGUGAGACUGAGAAGAGAGAGGCAGAGCUGCGGUUGCUCCAAAUCGAUCGUCUUGGUGUCGCCGCCGCCGCCAUGGAAUCGGAUGAGAGGCAAGCAGAGAGGGUGAGUGAGAUAGAGUGGGAUUUGGGAGAUGGGAGGGUGGUUUUUGGCUUUGCCGCUGGAAGAUAUUGGAGAGAAGGGAAGAGAUCGAAGAAAGGCGGCUGUGCCUUUGAGUGUGAGCUCGAGGGAGACGAUGUAGGGUUGUGGAGUCGGGCUUUAGGGUUUUGGGAGGGUUGGUGGGCCUGUAGCUAGGCUCCGGCCUAAUUAAGUUGUUGAGAGAGGUGGGCUUGCUGGAGAGAUGGGGUGGGCUCAAGUUGGGCUAUCCGGUUUUUCCUGUUUUAACCGGAUCGGACCAGGCUGUGACCAUUGCAACCGCAAACUGGAUUGGGUUACUUGGAAUCCGGUUUCCGGUUACAACCGGGACGGUUUAAACUGGUUGGUUUCCGGUUUGACCGAAAAACCGGGACCGGAUUCCUAGCCCUAGUUUGGAUGAGUUAUUUGGGUUUAAAUAACUCACAAUAACUCAGCAUUUUAUUCAAAUGAAUUAUUUGGUUGUGAGUUAUUUAUAAAUAAUUCAAAAUGAGUUAUUUGAAAUAAUUCUAACCCAUUUUGUUAUUUUCAAAAUAACUAGCUUUACUACUAAGUUUUUUCCAAAUAUCACAUUUGCAUGAUUAUAACAAACGAGAUACUUCAAUUCAAUUACUGCUGAAAUAAUACUAAAGUACCACAUAAACAAUUAAUGAGUUAUUUGACUCUACAAAUACCAUAUUGACAAUUAAUCCAUCCAAACGACCCCUCAUAUUGAGUAGGGCUAUUUAAAGGAUAGCUUUAUGCCAGGCGUGCCUAGACAUUGGAUAGUGAUAAAAUGUCCUGUCUAGGUGCUAGGCAUACAAUUAGGCGUUUAUAAGGCCUAAGUGAUGAUUAUUAGAAAAAAAUAGGCAAUGAUUAAUUGGUGAGAGGCAUUAUUAAUUGAAGUAAGUCGCUCUUAAUUGCACAAUUACACCAAGGAUUAAAAGAAUUGUAGCUUA
This is a messenger RNA of Linum trigynum, 1326 nucleotides long. The record is from the annotation of a GenBank genome assembly. Lineage: Eukaryota; Viridiplantae; Streptophyta; Magnoliopsida; Malpighiales; Linaceae.